AUGUCUGACGAAAUAAUUUGGCAAGUCAUCAAUCAGCAGUUUUGCUCCUACAAGAUGAAAACUGACUACCAGAAUUUCUGCAGAAAUGAAUAUAAUGUCACCGGUCUAUGUUCUAGACAAUCCUGUCCUUUGGCUAACGCGAAAUAUGCUACCAUUAAGAACAUCGAUGGUAAAUUGUACCUCUACAUGAAAACUGCUGAAAGAGCUCAUACCCCAUCAAAACUAUGGGAGAGAAUCAAGUUAUCUAAAAACUAUGAAAAGGCAUUGCAGCAAGUUGAUGAACAUUUGUUGUAUUGGAACAAAUUUUUGAUUCACAAGUGCAAACAGCGUUUGACCAAGUUUACCCAAAUAGCAAUCACCGAAAGAAGAAUGGCUCUUAAGGAAGAAGAAAGAAGCUAUGUGGGAGUGGCACCAAAGGUGAAAAGAAGAGAAGUCAACAGAGAAAGAAAGGCUCUUAGCGCUGCCAAGAUUGAAAAGACUAUUGAAAAGGAAUUGCUCACAAGAUUAAAGACAGGUGCUUAUGGCGAAAAACCAUUGAAUGUGGAUGAAAAAAUAUGGAAGAAAGUCUUGGGCGAUAUGCAAGAAGAAAAUGAAUUGGAAGAUGAAGAAGACUAUGAUGAAGAGGAAGAAGAAGAAGAGGAAGAAGGUGUCGGUGAAAUUGAGUAUGUUGAAGAAGAUGAUGAAGAAGAUAUGGUGGAUGUUGAAGAUUUAGAAAAAUGGUUAGAAGGUGACAAUUCUGGUGAUGAAGAAGGUCUUGUUAAUGAUGAUAGUGAGGAAGAAAGUAGCGAUGAUGACCAAGAUGACGAUGAAAACAUGAAGGCCAUUGACAAGCACUCCAAGGAUGACUUCAAUGAUGAAAGCAAGAAGAGAGGUAAGAAUGAAGGUGGUAGUGGUAAGAAGAAAAGAAGAAGAAGACCUAAUGUUGAAAUUGAAAUCGAACAUGAAAAUGCUGGCAAUCUUCUUGCGCAGUAG
Saccharomycopsis crataegensis is the source of this 972-nucleotide messenger RNA. RefSeq names its product ribosome biosynthesis protein MAK16 (gene MAK16). The transcript has a single exon. Gene Ontology annotation, cellular component: preribosome, large subunit precursor; nucleolus. Lineage: Eukaryota; Fungi; Ascomycota; Saccharomycetes; Ascoideales; Saccharomycopsidaceae. Gene Ontology annotation, biological process: maturation of 5.8S rRNA; maturation of LSU-rRNA. The record is from RefSeq and is a predicted model, not a curated record. The coding region runs from base 1 to 972 and encodes 323 amino acids.